Molecule: messenger RNA, 2075 nt
Organism: Brassica napus (rape)
Lineage: Eukaryota; Viridiplantae; Streptophyta; Magnoliopsida; Brassicales; Brassicaceae
Product: DEAD-box ATP-dependent RNA helicase 47, mitochondrial
Exons: 2
Coding region: 301-1953 (550 amino acids)
Molecular function (GO): RNA helicase activity; RNA binding; ATP binding
Source: RefSeq, a predicted model, not a curated record
GACAAUUCUAAAUCAUAUGAAAAUGUUGUGAGAGAGUGAUCAAAUAUCCAAAACUCUUGUAAAGUAUACUGGUUGCUGGAUUUGAUUUAUACCGGUUAUUGGGUCCGGUUUGUUUUAGACCGGUUAUUGAGUCCGGUUUGGUCAAUUUAGAGCAAAACCUUUUUAUCAAGAAGCUAGAGAAAUGGAGAGAAAGUUCUGUUCUGCUCCUCUAGUUGCCUCUGCCACUGUUUGUAGGCUGUCCUGAGCAUAUGCUGUCAUAAAAAGGCUCUCUUUCUUGUUAGCUAAGCACGCACGAGUGACAUGGCAAUGUCAUCAGUUUCAACUCGAUUCCUUGUUCUUCUCCAAGACUUUUCAGCCUUCAGGAAGAUAUCAUGGCGUUCUGCUGCAACUAACUACCACCGCCAAUCGCGUCUCUUAUGCCAUGUUGCCAAAGAAGAUGGCUCUCUUACUCUUGCAAGCCUUGAGUUAGGGAACAACAGCCCAAGGAGAUCGGGGAAGAGUAAGGCUACGAAGCUUGAAGGAAGCUUUGUUUCUGAAAUGAGUCAACAAGGUAAGGUAAGAGCAGCAACGAACUAUAAAGUCAAAGUAGUGAAGGAGAAGAAACCAGCUGAGAUAGUGUCUCCUUUGUUUUCUGCAAAGUCAUUUGAGGAGCUUGGCCUCCCUGAUUCGUUGCUAGACAGCUUGGAAAGAGAAGGCUUCUCUGUCCCAACAGAUGUCCAAUCCGCAGCUGUCCCUGCAAUAAUCAAAGGUCAUGACGCAGUGAUUCAGUCUUACACAGGAUCUGGCAAAACCUUAGCUUAUCUGCUUCCGAUAUUAUCAGAGAUUGGUCCACUCUCAGGAAAAGCUAAGAGCAGCGAGAAGAGAGCUGAGAUUCAAGCGAUGAUCGUGGCUCCAUCAAGAGAACUCGGUAUGCAGAUAGUAAGAGAGGUGGAGAAGCUCCUCGGACCUGAUCACCGUAGAAUGGUUCAGCAGUUGGUUGGUGGUGCUAACCGGAUGAGGCAAGAGGAGGCGCUUAAGAAGAACAAACCUGCUAUCGUUGUUGGCACUCCAGGGAGAAUUGCAGAGAUAAGCAAAAGCGGGAGGUUGCACACUCAUGGGUGUAGAUUCUUGGUGCUAGACGAAGUCGAUGAGCUUUUAUCUUUUAACUUCCGAGAAGAUAUCCAUCGGAUUAUUGAACAUGUGGGAAGGAGAGCUGGGGCUGGUCCUAAAGGAGAAGUUGAUGAACGUGCUAACCGCCAGACCAUUCUAGUCUCUGCAACGGUUCCGUUCUCGGUUAUUCGAGCAGCUAAGAGCUGGAGUCACGAGCCUGUCCUUGUCCAAGCCAACAAAGUCACUCCUCUUGACAGCGUUCAAACAACCGCACCGGCUAUUAGCUUAACCCCCACAACUUCUGAGGCUAACGGCCAGAUUCAGACUACCAUCCAGAGCCUACCUCCAGCGCUGAAACACUUCUACUGCAUCUCAAAACAUCAACACAAAGUCGACGCGUUAAGGAGAUGCGUCCACGCCCUUGAUGCCCAGUCCGUUAUAGCUUUCAUGAACCACUCGAAGCAGCUGAAAGACGUGGUCUACAAGCUCGAAGCCCGUGGUAUGAGCUGCUCCGAGCUGCAUGGAGAUCUCGGGAAGCUAGGGAGAUCAACGGUUCUGAAGAAGUUCAAGAACGGGGAAGUUAGAGUGCUUGUGACUAACGAGCUCUCUGCUCGGGGUCUUGACGUCGCGGAGUGUGAUCUAGUGGUGAAUCUUGAACUCCCAACGGACGCGGUGCACUACGCACACAGAGCUGGGAGGACGGGGAGGCUGGGAAGGAAAGGGACGGUGGUUACAGUGUGUGAGGAAUCGCAAGUGUUUAUAGUGAAGAAGAUGGAGAAGCAGCUUGGUUUACCUUUCGAGUAUUGUGAGUUUGUUGAUGGAGAGCUUGUCGUCACUGAGGAAGAUAAAGCUAUUAUAAGGUAAAAGGAAACUAAAGAAUGUAAUAUUAUUUUGCUUCCUCCUACUAGUUUUCAGAUACUUUUAUAACAUAAUCAAAUUCAGAGUGUUGUCUUUUUAUAAUGUUAUCCUAAACAUAUUUGCUUUGA